Messenger RNA from Stegodyphus dumicola, 630 nucleotides. RefSeq lists its product as uncharacterized. Gene Ontology annotation, cellular component: transcription regulator complex; nucleus. The record is from RefSeq and is a predicted model, not a curated record. Lineage: Eukaryota; Metazoa; Arthropoda; Arachnida; Araneae; Eresidae. Gene Ontology annotation, biological process: regulation of transcription by RNA polymerase II.
GUUACUUACCGGUGGCAGAAUCUGCGUAAGCAAUAUAGCCGAAGAAAAACAAAAUGCAAAAGUGGAGCUAGUGCAGAGUCUGCAGAGCAGCAAUGGCAUCUGAUGCCCCAAAUGUCAUUUUUGGAUCCAUGUAUCCGCCAUCGAAGGACACAGACAAACUUUCAAGGAAACAAAGAAUUCGAGGAGCUUAAUUUCACAGUAGAAUCUGUUGUCUCCGAGUCUUCAGAUAAUAUUGAAUAUCCGACAGAACCUGAAUAUGUGGAGCCAUCUGUUAUUCACGUUAUGCCCUCAUGUGAAUCACCUUUAUCACCUGCAUCAAGCUCCAGACAAAUCUUAGAUAACACUAAUUCAAAUAAUAAUGAUGAAAAUACUCCUAGAGGGAAGAAAAGAAAAAAGAAAGAAACAAUUGAAAGUUCAUUGCUUUCUGUUAUUGAUGAAACAAAUAAAUAUUUAAAAAAUCACCAUCGAUGUGAAAAUGAUGAUGACGAUGAUGAUAAACUAUUUUUAUUGAGUCUCCAUAGUGAUUUGAAAAAAAUGACUGAUGAAAAAAAAUUGGAAACGAAAAUACAAUUUUUACAAAUUAUGGCAAGAAAUAAAUGAAAUUAUUUGUACAUAACACUAAUCAGUUGU